This is a messenger RNA of Trichomonas vaginalis G3, 990 nucleotides long. RefSeq names its product O-acyltransferase protein. Bases 1 to 990 code for a protein of 329 amino acids. Lineage: Eukaryota; Parabasalia; Trichomonadida; Trichomonadidae. The transcript has a single exon. The record is from RefSeq and is a predicted model, not a curated record. Gene Ontology annotation, biological process: lipid metabolic process.
AUGUUCGGCUCUGAACUUAUGGGAUCAAUCACAGAUCUAAGCACGCAUUGGUAUUGUUCGAAAAAUUUUAAAGAUCAUUUAAUUUAUGUAAAAGAUACAAUGCUGAUUCCUCCGCUUUUCAACUGUCUUGCUUCUUGGCUUACUGUAGAAUGGAAUUAUACAUCUGGUUUACCAUGUUCACGAAAUAGAACGCAAAUUUAUGCAAAAGAUUUUGGUGGACUUAGCGAGAUCAAAUAUAUUGAUGGUGGCGUAUUUGGUAAGCAUAUUAUGGCUGACCUUAUCUAUGUUAUCAAUAAACUUGAAGAAGAAGGCUAUAUUGAAGGACUUGACCUUUUUGGUGCUCCUUAUGAUUGGCGAUUGAUGCCUCUGAACUUUAAUGGUUAUCUAGAAGAUCUUAAAGUACUUAUUGAAAAAGUUUAUUCACAAACAGGUAAUCAGAAAGUUGCCCUUUAUGGAAUUUCCGGAGGUGGUAAUGUUAUUCAAAAGUUUUGUCAAACUGUAGCUCAGGAAUGGAAAGACAAGUAUUUGCGCCAAGUUCUACUUCAUGGACCAUCCUAUGGCGGUGCAGGUGAAGCUCUUAAUGUCCUUUGGUUCCAAAACAUUGGAUUCCUCCCAUCUAUUUUUAAUACACAAACUUUCCGCAACAUGGUAUUUUCCAUUCCUACUUUUUGGUCUCAUCUACAUAAUGCAAAAAGUAACACUGCUCCAGUCCUCGUUGGUCCAGAUGGUCAUAACUAUUUUGCUCAAGAUAUUCCACAGCUUAUGAUUGACUAUGGGAAGGCAGUUGGAGACAAUCAUCAGACUUUAAAUUUAGCUACUAAGGAAGUUAUUAUGCAUGAUAUAGAGCCCACAGGAGUUCCAACAUAUAUCCUGUUUAAUUCAGUCUUAGAAACUGUAUAUGGACUUAAUUUUUCAGGGUCUGGAAAUUGGUCUAUUCCUGAGGUGAUAUAUUCUCUUGGAGAUUGGAAGAAGUUGAGAAACAAAAAAUAA